AUGACUGCUGACAAGAAAGUUAAAGUAAAGAAACCCAAGGUGAAGAAAACACCAAUCCAAAGCGUACAAGUUUUUGGUCGUAAGAAAACUGCCACAGCUGUAGCUUACUGCAAAAGUGGUACUGGUAACAUCAGAGUGAAUGGCCGUCCAUUAGAUAUGGUUGAACCCAGAGUUCUUCAAUACAAAAUUCAAGAACCCAUUUUGCUAUUGGGAAAAGAUCGUUUUAAUGAAGUUGAUAUGAGAGUGCGUGUUAACGGUGGUGGACAUGUUGCUCAAAUUUAUGCUAUCAGACAAGCUAUUUCCAAGGCUUUAGUUUCAUACUAUCAAAAAUAUGUUGAUGAAGCCAGCAAGAAAGAAAUCAAAGAUAUCUUAAUUCAGUAUGAUAGAACAUUAUUGGUUGCCGAUCCGAGACGUUGUGAACCAAAGAAAUUCGGAGGUCCAGGAGCUCGUGCCAGAUACCAAAAAUCAUACCGUUAA
Messenger RNA from Macrosiphum euphorbiae (potato aphid), 477 nucleotides. The record is from the annotation of a GenBank genome assembly. Lineage: Eukaryota; Metazoa; Arthropoda; Insecta; Hemiptera; Aphididae.